Messenger RNA from Anopheles bellator, 1779 nucleotides. RefSeq lists its product as uncharacterized. Gene Ontology annotation, molecular function: protein binding. The transcript has 3 exons. The record is from RefSeq and is a predicted model, not a curated record. NCBI's taxonomy places the organism in Eukaryota, Metazoa, Arthropoda, Insecta, Diptera, Culicidae. Bases 178 to 1530 code for a protein of 450 amino acids.
AGUACAAAUUGGUUGCGUCGAAAGGGGCAACUAUUUUGCUCCGCCGAAAGUUAUAUUUUUGUCCAGUUUUUCGCAUUCGCCCCGCACUUGUUGAAUUCUUUCCUGUGGCCAUACUUCAAUAGAGACGUGAACGGAACCGCAGCCCCACCGUCGAUGAACCAGUGAGCUCGGCAAGCGAUGUGGAAAUAUGUUUCCCGUCGUAUACGAGAUGUGUACGACAAGACCGCCAAUGUCCUAGAAGUACGGCGCACCUGGAACUGUGGACCGGGGGAGCGGUUCUGUGUGGAAAAACCAUCGGAAGAGGGUGCGCCAACCGGAAGCGACGACCAUGGGGCGAAUGGAAGGCGCUACUGCUUGCUGCACGUUGUCCGGCCCAUGCGCCAGCUGGACCGCGGGCCACGCAAGGAGUACGGAACCGGAUCAAAUCAGUCCGAUCAGGAGGGCUUCCAUCGGCAGGAGCCACCGUUCCAGUUCCAGCACUCGUGGUAUGGAGCAAUAACAUGGACAAGCGCCAUUAUCUGCGGCUGGUACGCGAGCCAGUUGAUGUGUCUCAAUCGGCGGACACAGCGGCUGGACCAUCGCGGAGGACGCUGCUUUUCGUCGCACCUACUUCGCACCGCUUCGGCCGAACACGGCCGUCUGCCGGCCCGCCAUUGUAAGGUGCUGUCGGCAUUGUUUGGUCGGAAAGCGGGCACUGCUAACGCUUCACCUCGCUUUGACGGACCACCGCCGCCUCCCAUCGCAGAGCCGAAGGACCACCAACAACAUCAGCACCACCGUCACCGUGGUGUGCGUCCUUCAUUCGGUGUCUUCGGUGGUCUUCCGUUCGGUGAGUUCGUUGAUUACACCGAUCCACACAAAACCGUGCUGCAAAACUUCGCGUACCGUAUCAACAAUGAGCGGAAACCGACGACUGGUGCUGUUUACGUGCCGGAAGAGGUACCCGUCAGCGUUAGCGCCGCACCGGUUAAACCGGAAGCCGUGCCCCACGCACAGCCGGAAACUGUCGAAUCAGCGUUCGGGAACUUGCUCUCCGUUUUGGGGGAGAUUGAGUAUCAGCUGGGCUGCCGGAAUCUGGAACUGGGCGAGUAUUCCGCAGCCGUUUCCCACCUGAAGCUUGGUGCCAGUCAUCAGCACGCCGGUGCAGCGUUCAAUUUGGGCAUUUGCUAUGAACAGGGCUAUGGCCUGUCGAAGGAUUUGCAUAUGGCCAUGGAGUGCUAUCAGCUGGCCGCCGAUCAGGGCCACCCGCAGGCGAUGUACAACCUGGGCGUGUUUUACGCCCGUGGAAUCGCCGGUCUACGUCCGAGUCGUUCGAUGGCCAAAAAGUGUUUCCUCGCCGCUGCCGAGCUCGGUCUGGAGGAAGCAAUCCGGGCCCUCGGACCGAAGUAUCGUCCACCGCAGCUAGCUAGGCGUCCCAGCGUUGACCAGCCUUCGGUCAAUUUUACACUCGUAAACAUCAACGAUCAGUUUCACGCCGAGAAGCGCAACGAAGAUUGGUCGCAGCUGCAUCUUGUGGCCGCCAGAGGAUAGUGAUCCUGUUAUUGGUAGUACCGGUACCUGAUGUCCACAGGUAUAUGGUGUAAUGCUACGCUUUUUUCCUGCCGUCAGCUUACACAUUGGAUUUUUUUUAUUGGCCAGAAGCAAUUAGACUUCGCAGGAAAAAGGCGACCUAUUUUGUAUUUUCAUCAUCUCAUGGUGUGUGUUUAUUUUUUGUUUAAUUACUGGUCCAGGAUCCAAGAUCCUCGGUUUGAAAGUCAAUAAAGAGGUUUACUAAAGUAA